AUGAUUCAUCUAGAGAUUCAGUAUUUUAGCUUCAAUAGAAUUCUGUUGCUUGUUAUUGGCUUGUGGCCCUAUCAACAGUCUAAAUUCACACGAUUUCAGUUUAUUCUCAUUUCUACUAUUCUGACAGCGGGUAUUGUAUUUCAGACGUCAAACAAUUAUACUCACAAUACUUGCCGUUAUUGCAGGAUCUUUUUGCUUUAUCGGCCAGUAUUUAUCGAAUGGUCUCAUUUUAUCACAAAAUAUAUCUCGCCUACCAAUUAUGAUGGAGUAUUUUAUCGAUCAAGAAAAAUAUUUUUAUUUAAUUUUAUUGCACAGCUACGCAAUUAUAUGCAUCGGAGGAAUUGCGAUAUUAGCAGUAGGAACAUUGUUCUUUACGUAUCUUCAGUAUAUCUGUGGAAUGUUCAAAAUUGCUGGCUAUCGUAUUGAGCAUGCAAUAAACAUCAAUAUUCGACAAAAUAUUACGCCGAAAAAUAAGAUUUUGAUGAACGAGGACAUAAUUUGUGCCGUCGAUAUUCACCGGCAAGCUAUGAAGUUAGCGUUAUU
Molecule: messenger RNA, 543 nt
Organism: Acromyrmex echinatior (Panamanian leafcutter ant)
Lineage: Eukaryota; Metazoa; Arthropoda; Insecta; Hymenoptera; Formicidae
Biological process (GO): detection of chemical stimulus involved in sensory perception of smell; sensory perception of smell
Cellular component (GO): plasma membrane
Molecular function (GO): olfactory receptor activity; odorant binding
Source: RefSeq, a predicted model, not a curated record